This is a messenger RNA of Pocillopora meandrina, 13412 nucleotides long. Lineage: Eukaryota; Metazoa; Cnidaria; Anthozoa; Scleractinia; Pocilloporidae. The record is from the annotation of a GenBank genome assembly.
CCGACGAAAUCCAGCGGCAUAUCCGCGUCCGCGAUCGGAGGAGUGUGCUCACGUGAUAUCACAGCUAAAAGUAGUAUCUUUCCUCAGAAAUGGUAUAGGUUAUCUACAGUAUGGCGGUUUCACCUGGCUGUAAAGUACGUUAUCGUCACUUCUGACAGCUUUCAUUCAAUUUAUUCCUUUUUUCCCUCAGAUUUACUCACCCUAACAACAUUCGUCCGUAGGUACGCGUACUGUACGAUUUUGAAGGUGAUCGACCUUCUGGAGAACUCGUCGUCUACGCGGACGAAAUUCUGACCGUGACCAGAACGGUACGUGCGGUUACGCUUAUUUUGUAACGCUGAUACCGUCUGCAUUUGGGACUGCUAUUAUAUAAUAUUUAUGUUAUUUCUUUGUUUUCGACAGGACGUCGGAGAGGGUUGGUGGGAAGGAGUUGGACCCGACGGAUCUAGAGGUCUGUUUCCUGAGGCCUAUGUAGAGGUGAGAUAUAUAGGCUAACUGUCAUGUAAUUUUAUAUCCCAGAAUGUGUAUAGAAUAUUAACUAAAGGUAUACUGUUCUUUAUGAUGAGUCUUACCCGAGUAUGAAUUUCCAUAUUACAAGAAAAGAAACCUUUCGUUUUAAAUUUUUCUCAAGGUUUUCCCGUAUUGAAUUUGGCAACGUCUGUCUGGUCUUGAGUACUUUAUUUCCAAUAUUCAGGAAAUUUUUUAAGCUUUAAACCUGAGAUCACCUUUACAACCUUUACAACUCUCACUCCUAUGGCAUAAGAUUUCCUCUGCAUUUCCCUCUGCAAUGUAUUUAUAUUUACCUCGUUUUAAGGUCACCUUGUAGAAAUGUAUGGUACGUUAAGGAUGAGACACCAGCAUAUCAGAGAUAGGAUUAAUUCUCUAGCGGAUCAAACUUACGCGGAGUUAUUAGCAGUUUUAAGAAAGUGUUUAAAUUUAUCUGCACUUGCCAAAAGUUGUUUCAGUGAACUGACUAGUGUUAAUGUGCAGAACAAGAUGUAAUGUGAAGUCUCAACUGGUAUGAGAUUUGUAACCAGUUAAAUCACUGGAGUUUUGUUCAGUCUUUUUAACUAUAGCAAGUUCAGCAAUGGUUGCUUCAUUUCAUUGAAAGGUUUGAUUGGGGAACCUUUUGCAAAAAGUUGCCAAUCACAGCUGAGCAGAAAUGUUAUAAUAUUGCAUACUCACUCAAAUUGAGUGCCCGAGGAAGACUAGUAGCAAUGUUGAAAUGUUGUAAUCCAAAAUAGAAAUGAGCACAUUUUGAGACAAGUAAUUAUGCUUCAUUACGAAAGCGUGUUCACCAUGAUGAUAAAUCACAACCUAUUUAACAAUUAUUUGCUGAAGGUGAGGUGAAUAUUGUUGAAUAAUCCCUGAGUUGAAGUGGAAGGGAUUAUUCAGCAAUAUUCACUGAGUCUUAAUGGCAAGUAAUUGUUGUAGCAUAAAUGCUCAGUUGCUUUCAAAUUCUGUUUUUUUGCUGAUACCAUUCUAUUACAAUUGUUUUAAUUAUUCGUAUCAAGAUAAGCUACCAGUUUUAACUAGAAUUUAUCAGGUUUACAUAAUUCAAUUGGUAAAAAUGUCAUUUUCUUCUUUUGAAGAGUUACACCAAACUUAAUAGCAUUUUUGCAUUUCUCAAAAUUGUAUUUUGUGCUAUAGUGUUUAUCACUCCUUUCCUAACAUUUACAAAAUGCAAGCUAACCAUUUCAAAAUGUAGCACUCCUGCUAUUAUUACAACUUGCAAGGUGAAAGCAGUGGGACAUGAUGGAAUCCGAGACAAAUCAAAGCUUGCUUCCCUAUAAUCACAAGAACAAUUAUUCCUAUUUGCAAUAUUAGGGAACUGUAAUUUGAUUCGACACUUAAUUCACACAACACAUUUGAGAAAUGUAUAACAGACAUUAAGUAGAAUUGCUAUAGAGAUCUUGAGAGUUGAAGGGCUAAGGAACUCUUGAUACUUAUGCUUCACAGCUUGCAGAGUAUCCAGCACCACAGUCUGACAACCUCCGUCCUUUACCUUCAGCACCUCUGCAUAAUCAGGGCUCAGUGGAUGGAGCAGAUGGAUGGGAUGAUGAUUGGGAUGAUGAUGAAACUGUCAGCAACUACAGUGGGGGAGACCAGGAGUCAACAAUCUCAUCAUUACCAAGGAGAGGAACCAAUUCAGGAAUGGUUAGAACAGGGACAGUUCGAAAGAGUAUGAAUAGGUAACGGAAAGCCUUUGUAUAAUGGAAUAAGGAGCUUUUUUUAUUAAAUUUCUCACUACCCAAUACAAAGUUUUCCCAAAUCCAAUCAACGAAAAAAAUUAAUAUCUUAUGUAGGCAAAUACAAUUAGGGGAAAAAAACUUCUUUUAAACUCACUUGUUUACUUUACCUGUCUGGAUCAUGAUUAGUUUAUUUGUUGGAAAAAACCUGAUAACAAUGACAAGGUGAGAAGUAGGAUUUGCUUUAAAAUCAAUGGCUAUUCUUUGCUUGACAAAAUAACACGCUCGUAAUCUACAUGUGUUUGGGCAGCAAAUGUGGAAAAUAUAAUUUUUUUUUGUGUCCAAAUUCCAGAAAAAAAUGGUUAAUAGCUCACUUUUUCGGACGAGCAAGAUCAUAUUUUUCCCUUGUUAAAAUAGAAAUGUCUUGGACAAUUCUGUUCAGAUUGAUCUGCUCUGUAACUUGAAGGGAAAACAACUGAACAGCCUUGUACAUGGGAAAGAAUUGUUGACACCAUAGACAAUAUAGAUGCUUUUUAUUAUAUAAAACAAAUAGAUCCCAUGUUGCUGUGAGACUGUUCAGGAAAAGAUCUCAGAAUAUGUCAAAAUGUGGUGAGAGCAUUCAGUAACACUCUUGGCUGAGCCUUGUGUGACAUUUUUUGGUUAUACCACACUUUGAUGUCAUCUGUGAUCUAUUACCAUACAGAUGCACAGCAACAUAGUUUAGCUGUUGAAUAGAAUUUACUGUAAGAUGACUUGCUACCAUUGAACUGCUUUUGUUUUAAAGGUUCUCGUACUUUGUGAAAUCUGGUGGAGAAGCUUUUGUCAUUGGUACACAACAGACAGAUGUAAAAGUUCCACAGAAUGAGAAAGUAUCGAUCAUGGUAGAGUGUCUAUCUCAUUUUUUGUAAAUGUUUGAAUUUUAGGUGCUAUAUUAGAAGUGCCCAUUAGUCAACUCUGUUUUUCUGUUUGUGAUUUUCAGGAAGACAGAAAGCGGAUUACUUGGUGCAGCCACCCAGACCCAUUCACAUGUGUGAUAAAUUCCCCUGAGAAAAAAAGUAAAUUUAAAGGGAUGAAGAGUUUUAUUGCGUACAACAUAAUACCCAGUGUGAGUAUGUGUUCACCUAAAGUAGUUUAACAUUGUAUAUUAAUUAAAGAUAUGCCGCAUUUAGUGGUUCACUGUACAACAAGUACACAGUACAUUUUAUCAUUUGUGAAUGCAGUGAGGAAAAAUACUUGUAAGCAAGGAGCAAUUGUCCACUAGCUCUUAUUUUCUGUGAUACCACUAAAUAAGGGAUUUACUAUGCCAUGAUUAUUCAAUUUUCUGGUAACCUGAAGUUAUGAAAGUCAAGCUUUCAAAACAUAAACUGCAUUUAAUCAAAGAUUGAUUUGUUCAGUGCAGCUAUUUUGUUGCUUCACUUUCCAUCUCUUUUUAGUCCUUUCCUACAGUGUAGUUCCAUCCCCAUAAUCUCACCCUGAUAUCUAGUUAUUCCAGCUUUAGAAAUUUACUGAAAGGAUAUUAAUUUUUAUAGAGGGCAUGGAAUAAAACUUGUCCAGCCUUUGACAUAGUAUUUUCUUGUCAUCAUCUGUUGAAACACCCGACGAGCCAAUCUAGACAAACUACCAGCUUCUAUUUGGCUUCCUUGCCACACCCCUUGAAAUUCCUAACAUUACUGAACUGCUACAGAACUGUAAAUUAUAUAAAUAACUCUUAAUCGUGGUCAUCUUUGAUGUAAUUGUCAAUAUGUGAUCUCUAUAACCUUCCUUCUUUUUCUUGUCAUUUUGCAUAAUAGAUAAAAAUAAUUAAUAAACAGCAAAAUCCCCUGUUUUGUGCCUUUUUGUUUCCUUAAAUGGAUAUAGUGAAAUAGCAUGCUCUUAGGACAUAGAUUUAAUGAAAUAAAUUACUUUUUUUCUUUAGAAUACUGGAGUUGUUGUCAGCAGACGGUACAAACAUUUUGAUUGGCUGUUUGGCCGCUUGGUUGAAAAGUAUACAUGUAUAUCAAUUCCACCAUUACCAGACAAACAAAUCACAGGUUAGUAAACAGCACUCACUUAUUAUUUUACUCAAAUAAUCUUUUAUUUAUCACUGGUUACCAGUGGUUAGCGUGCUUUAAGAGUGCGAUAUUGUCUUGUGGGACAGUAAGGGUUUGAGUGUGCAGCCAAACUGCAUCAGCUCUUAAUUGAGGAGAAUGCACUGCCUUCCUGAUUACUUUACCAAAGGGAUGAUGCGUCAAGUCUUCUCAAAGUUGGACUGUAAGGAUUAUGGUUCCAGUUUUUCACACCCUCAAUUUUUGUCAUCAGUAGGGAAAAAUUAAACAAUUCACAUACAUAUCAAAGAGGUUUGGAAAAUUUGAUGGAAAAAUUCUUGGAGGUAUAAUAUUGAAGCUAUGAGUUGGCCCCUCUAAAAUCAGGGACCAAAUUACUAACUUGUUGUGUGUUGCACUCUUUUGAGCUGAGAGAUGGAAAAGCUGACAGCUACAGCUGUAGAAAGGUUCUGCUGUUCCAUCAGAACCUCAAAGGCUUAACCCUGUAACUCCUAACAUCUGAUUGUUAAUUCUCCCCAUCUGGCUACCUCAUAUUUCCUUGUAAAUUAGUAACAUGAAUUUGGUGUUAGAUCAAGGUAACAACCUCUACUUAAUCAGAUUGAGUAUUCUCAUUACCUGUUUGCUGGAUUUUGUAUGGAUAUUUUAGGGAGGAGGUACAUAUUAAUCACUUCUGGGAGUUAAAGGGUUUAAAAGAAAUGCUAUUAAAUAUUUUUUUUGUUUGGCUUUUAGGGAGAUUUGGUGAAGAGUUUGUGGAGAAAAGAAGAGAUAAACUUCAACUGUGGAUGAACAGAAUAUGUCUUCAUCCUGUGCUAUCUCAAAGUUUUGUGUUCAAACAUUUUAUUACAUGUGGGGAAAAUGAGAAGGUAAUCACAUAAACAGAACAAACUCCUUGAGAAAUAAGAGGGAUGAGGUGUAGUAAGAAGGUACUUUCUCUCCCAGGUGAAGUGGUACCUCUACAGACUGCAUUAUCAUCUGCUUUCCUGAUUUAUUGGGUAUUUGUUGUUAGUAUACACUAAAUUAGGAGAUGGCAUCAAAGGUGUGCUCUGAUUGGCUACUGAAAUCCCAAAUAUUCUUUGCUAUUCACCAGUGAGCAACUCAUGCAGGAAUGGCACCUGAAAAUAUUGUAAUUGUCAUAGGAAUGAAUGAUUGAAAAUCAUAUUUUUGAACUAUAGUAUCUCACUUAUUUAGUAUAUACUAAAGCAAAUAUUCACCUCAGUAUUGGUGGCUAGUGAUGGUUAUUUUUACCUCUCCUCAUUGUGGGGUGGUUAAUAUCCACCAUCACCCACCUUCACCUUGGUGAAUAGUUUUAAACUGUACAGUAUAAUAUGUAUUGCAGUAUCUUUUGACUUCAGUGCCUCCCUCAUAACCAAUGAGAAAUAGCCAUGGUGCAGUUUAUACUUACACAUAUAUACAUAAAAUAUAUCCAGAGCUUUUCAAUUCAGUUUCACAAAACCAAAAAGUAUUGUAACUUAUUACAAAUUGGACCAGUCAGACCAAAGGGAAUUGAAUUAGGAGCGAGACACUUAAUAGAAAAAGUUUAAAGAAAAACCCAAAACUAGACUUGAGGCAAGUGUAAGUAUCUAAUCCAACUUACUUUAGGUUAAGUGUUUUUGUCUUAAAGUUGAGGAGGUGAUGGGUUUAAAAUGUUCUUCAAUUUUCAAAACCAAUUUGAUAAUGUGGAGGUGAUUGGUUUCUCUUUGCAGGAAUGGAAGCAAGGAAAACGAGCAGCAGAGAGUGAUAAACUUGUUGGUGCAUCUUUUUUUAUGACAGUAGACCGUCCCCAAGAAAGAUUAGAACUUGUGCCAGUGUAAGUAAAAAAGGAGAUGAUGCUUGUCAUGUUCUGAUUGGUCAAAACCUAUUUUUUAUUGUACCAAUGAACUCAUAUCUAUUUUAAUUUCCAUUUUCAGUUGGUUUACUGCCAAAAUACUUUUUAUUUAUUGUAGCGAAUACAAAUCAUAUUGUAAUCUUGUUUCACAAAGUAAGAUUUAGAGCUUGUUGCUGUUGUAUUUUUUGCUUCCUGUUACUCCUAUUGUACAAUAAAUCUGUUACAUGUCUACUUGUGAAAGACGACAUCUUUAUGAAUAUAUAAAAGGCUGCAUGAUGUCAUGAAAUUUCAUCCAACACAAAUGUUUGCAAGACUUCAAUAAAUUUAUACCAUGAAUUGUAAGUAAUUUACACCAAACAACUAACCCUGCAAAUCUUCUGUUUUUCAGAGAAAAUAGAAUAGAACAAUUUGGACGAUUUAUCAAAAGUAUGGAUGAAAGUGUCAGGGCAAUUCAGGACAGAGGUCAAGUGCACUGUGAGAAGUGCCAAGGAUGUAAGCAAAUAUAUUUUCAUCUCAAUUUUCUUUGCCAUCUAAGAUUACUUUUCAAUUAGAGAAUUUUUUUUGCAGGCAAAUGGAAAUUGCUAAAAAGCAAUUGCAGAAAGAAGGUGCUAAAAUGCCUGCUUCAACAUAUUUUAAACCCAUGACUCCCAGAUACCAGUUGGGUGCAACUAUUAGCUGUGAAGCCACAUGUCAGGAGAAAUGCAAAUUUAAGCAAAUUCUCCAUUCCCCUAAAAGGAAUUUACACUAAAAUGAAUGAAGUGAUCAUUAUCAGUAUCUGGGAGGCAUGGGUACAAAACUCUGUCAAAGCCUGAACUUUUUCAAGCCAAGAUGGCCUCUUUACUUGUAUAUCAUCCACAGCUUAAAAUACAAUUUGUUUCAUUUCGAACUGACUUUUGUCACUUAAUUGUUAAGAGUUGCAGUUGGUGUGCACUGUGGUAUGUUUUAUUGUUAAUGUACAAGGGGAAACUUGAGACAUGGUUUUGUAGGUGUCUUAGGAGUAUACUCUCUGCUUCAUUUGAGUUAAAAUUUUUCCUUUUCAGCAUACAGGAAUGAAUAUAAGAAGAUUGGUAGCACUUUUGGAUCUCUUAGCACAGCUUUUGCUAUUGAUGAAGAUUCGCCAAGUAAGUCAUGCUGCUGUUAGCAGUCUCUCAAAUAAAACAUUCAUGAGGAUUUAUACACUAUUGUUCCCCUUUCAGUGUAAUCUUUCUGUUCAUGAUGCUCAGGAAUGCAAUUACAUCAAAAAUAUAUAUUAAAUGCUGUUGUGCUUUAUGGAAUAAACUUGUGCAUGAGAAAACUAAAGUUCAAAAAGCAAGUUACAGGAAUUAGGUAGCAUUAAGUACAUGUGUAUGGCAGUUUUUAUUACAUAUCAUAUUUGCGCUUUCAGAAUUGAAACAAAGUGUUUCCAAGUUCCAUGGAAAUGACUCAGCUGUAUUUUUUGAAAUGUAGUUCAUGUUCUAUGGUUUCAUAAUUCUGUUUUCAAAAUAACUUUUUUGGGUUCUCUUGUUGUUUUGUUUAGGUUCUCAACAAUUAACUCAAGCAGUAGAGCAUACAGCAAAAAUUUAUGAUGAUAUUGGAGAAAUGAUAGCAGAACAGGUUUGUAAGAGACCUCAUAGAAGUAAUUUAGCAGCAUUUCACUUGUAAUAGAUAAAAACAGAUUCUAAAAGAAACUUUCUACUGCCUGCACCAAAGAAGGAGUACUUGGUGAAAGUGGGAAAAUAGCCUGGUAGCUGCAAGUUAAUGAAAAUUAAAAUUUUACUGCAACAAAAUUAGGCCUAUAACCCCAAGAAAACUAUAGUUUAAAUUUUGGUGAUAAUUGUACAGUUUCAUACAACCUUGAUACUUUAUCUCAUAACCCCUCAACUCCUCUGUUAGACAUUGCCAUGUCAAAAUUCUAUUUUCCACAAAAAGUCAUGUUUUCUUUAGACAAGUUUUAGAAUUCUAUGCAACUAUUUUACAAUGGUAAUUGAAAAACUUGAAGGAUAUUUUUUGAGCCCAAUUUCACAAAUCUAACUGAUUUUAAUAUGCUUUUAGAUACCCGACAAACAAGAGUUUCCAACUAAUAAAACAAUCUUUUAGCUCAGGAGAUAUUUAUAUCCUGGUCUCUUAAGGUCUCAUACAACCUCUUUACCUCUUGAGCCAUUUUUUUGUUUCAUAUGUGAGGUUUGGAGUGCAAAGGCUUGAUAAAAAGGUUGUGGAAUUUGUCAGUUUGAAUUAGCAUUUCUACCCCUGUUUGAUUCACAGGAUGGUGUUUUCACUUGUUAAUAUGAUGUGCAAUGUUUUUUUUUUAGCCCAAGAAUGACUUUUUACCUUUGUUAGAAGGACUUAAGGAAUAUUCAGGAAUGCUAAGCACCUACCCAGAUGUACUACAAGUUCACAAGGUGAACGUCAUAAGAUUGCUAGUAUCUUUUAACUGCAUUUGCUGUCUUUAUGGACAAACAAUAUGUCCUAAAGUUACUCUGUUAUUCCUCAAAAGGGUACAAUUGGCAAAGUGAAAGAAUGUCAGAGACUUAAGGAUGAAGAGAAGAUGGAGGUAUUGCAGCAUAUAAAUCUUGUUACAUAUAAUAUUUACUCCUUUUUCAGAGAUAUGUAUUAUGAUAACUGCAUGGAAAAAAUAUAAAUACUUUCAUUUGACAAUUAUGGUUUACAUUUCCAAUAAGAACAAGGCUGACUUAGACACUCAGUCAAACCUGUAUUAAGCGGUCACCCACUGGGAAUGGUAGGGUUAUGGCUUAUUACAGGUUCUUUAGAUGAGGGGUUUUAUAAAAAAUGGUUCACAAAGCCUCUUAAUGCCAUAAUUGACCACUUAGUAUACAGAAUCUUGCUAAAAAAAUACUAUUUACUUCAAUUUUGGAAGAGAAACAUGGAUUAAACAUUACUUUAAGGAUUAUUCUUAGUUUUAUAAGAGUGGUUUGGCUUUAGGUGCUGCUCAAUACAGGUGGAAAACAAUACAAACAGGCUUUUGCAACUUAGUGAAGGGUGACCACUUAAAAGAGGUGAAAAUUACAGUGAUUAAGGGCAAACAAAUUUGGGACUUUGGGCAACUGGUGGCUAAAUAUAGGGUGACCACUUAAUACGGUGCCACUUAGUAUAGGUUCAACUGUACAGAAACAAUAUCAUAUAUACUCAGCAAGCCUUUUAAUUUCUGUCGUAUACCUGGAAAUAGUAGAGGACAGGAAUCAUAACAGAGAAAAAGCAGGCAGAGAAAAUUUCCUUCCGCUUAUCCGUUCUAAAUUGCACAAGAAAUAAUUUUGUUACUUAAUUGUUAAUAGGAGUUAACUAUACACAAUCACUCAGUUUACAGCAGAUUUAUUUUGCUUUUGGUACUCAAUUAGUUUAUUUAACAUUGUGCACUCUCAGCCAGUAAUUGCAUUGCUCACCAGCAAGUUUUCUGUAAUGUAGUGGUAAAGUAACAGAGCACAAAGGUUGAAUCCCUCAUUGGAGAUCCAAUGAGUAAUAUCUUUCCGUACUUGGUGUAAACCUUUCACAAAACAACUCUGGAAUGUGUCAUUCUGAACAGUGAGAAAUUUAUGUAUUGACUUUGGUUUCUGAGAUGUCAAUGUUAUGAUUGACAGCAGUGCAAAAGUUAAAUUAACAUUAUGUGUGAUGCAACUUCAACCCAAUGCAUGUAGGUUACAUGUUGUGGAAAGGUACAGGAGACCUAAGUUGUGUUGUUCAAAAAAAUUGAACAUACUGUUAAAGCUGCUUGUUUAUCAGCCUCCACUGUUGUCAGCAUGUUACUUUGCUUUGAAAAAUUUGCAUUGGUGAUUCCUCUGUAGGAUUUAAAUUCAGUUUCUAUGACAAUUGUUAUAUCUUCUUGCAUGCAGUGGUGUUUGAAAAUUAACAGUGAGAAUUAAAACCAGUAGUUAUUAAUUUAUUUUUUAUUAUCACUAUUAUAAUAUCUUUUCAGGAUUCUACUUUUCAAGAAGUUUGCUCACGAGCAGACACCAUAACAUAUGUUUCAUAUGGUAAGUGCACCAUAGAAUAUUAAAGAAUAAAGGUGCCUCGGAACCUAAACUACAGGCUUUGUAGGAAACUUGAUGUGCUGAUUACCAUUUGAUUUAACAAACAUUGAGGGAUUUCCAAACUUGUUUUGAAGUGAGAGCUAAAUAAAGUUGAAGUUAGGGCCAGUGUCCCAAGAGGCUAUAGUAUUGCUAUGGUAAUAUCUGGUAUGGGAAAAAAAGGCAUUUUAUUGUCUACUGAUGCUUGCUGGGAAUUUAUAUCUUACAUGAUACUAUCACCAAAGCAAUUAAACUAUGUAAAAGUGUAGGACUUGAUGUAUGGUUGCAAAAAGGAGUGACAGAGGGUAAUUGUUCUAAGCCCCCUAAAUUUCAUGUAGCUCUGUUUCUUUGUAGUGACUUGUUUAGCCAGGAUGGAUAUAUUGUUUCAUUUGUGACCCAGAAUGAAAUCAAUGAUUUUGCUGAUGACUAGACCAGAAUAGAAAUUCGUACUUGAUACAGUAAAAUUUAUUAAUUAAACACAUACUGUUUUAAUUGAGUCAUUUUUAUUAAUCCCUACCAGGGACACAAAUUUGUCAAAGUACAUAUUGACCAAUUUUCUGUACUUUACGUGUUUUUUUUAAAUUUAUAUUUCUUUCUGUUCACAGCUGAAAUGAGCCAUUUUCAUGAUCAAAAAGUUAAAGACUUUAAAAGUAUGAUGCAGCACUUUCUACAAGAACAAAUCAGCCAUCAUCAAAGGGUAAAGGGUUUAACUUAAAUUGGUUGUUUGAAAGUAAACAGUCAUGCAAAAAUCACUACAACCUCUGUAGUAUUUUUUUUCAAUAACUAUUCAUGGAAGUGGAGGUGAAUAUUUUUUAACAUUCACCAUUUUCUCCAACACUGAGGUGAAUAAUUGUUUCAGAAUACACCUCACAGAAACCAAAAAAAUAGUUUAAUUAUUCCCAUCAACAUUCCAGAAAAUGGUCAGAUAUUAAAUUGUUGACACCUUAUUUUGUCUCUUUUGCUGCUCAGAGGUGACUAGUACUUGCUUAUCACUUCCAAACCAGCCAAUCAGUUUCCACAAAAAGUACCAUAUUCACCUGUGCUCUAUAUUUCUGAUUACGUUUAUUACUCUUUAAUGAUACAUAUAUAUCACCAAUAUUUUUACAAUGUUAAUUCAAAUUUCUGCUUUCAAUUAAUUUAAACCCUUUUCAGUUAUUUAACUUUAAAACCCAUGGAGAGGUUUGUUAUGUUUUACAGAGGUUUAUUUGCCUUCAAAGUAGUCCCAUCUUUCAAAAUUAGCCUUCACUAACAGAAUAAACUCAAUGACACCUGCAGCUUUAGGUCAAUUUAGUGUUCCCAUUUUCUGAGAAUUUUCUGCCAAUCCUUUCUCUGUUGUAAUUCUUUUCCUCUGCUGUUUCUAGGUAAUACAGAAGUUAGAAGAAUCCUUGAAGAUGUAUGAUAACGUUCAAAUAUAACUCAUCAUGAUCCUUUUCAGAUGUUGAUUUUCCUGUGAAAUACAUGCAUCUCUUAUUUUUUACAUACAAUGAAACAUGCAAGUAGUAAUGGUUGUAGGACUGAGUGGAGUCCAGUUCCAUCUGUAGUCAUACAAGUGAUUAGCAAGUGGGAGUCCAAUUUGUUAAUCACAAGUAUGAUUACAGACAGAAUUGGACAACACAAAGUCCUGUUACCAAUAAAUCAAAACUAUGACAAAAUUAAAGAAAGAAACAAGACAUUCAUUCUACAUUUUUAUAACAAACAAAAAAAACCAGUUAACUCGCCAAAAUGUAAAGCAAUAGUAUGCGCACAUAAUGUGUUCUGUCCACUUACUCAGGCAUAAAGUGUUAAUUAUCCCUGGUAAUAAGCAAUCACCUUCAAGAAUUUUGUUAUAGUUUUGAUUAUCAGCUUAGUUUGUCAUCUGUGCAAGUAAAUGUAAAGAGAGGAAAUAAUUAUUAUGAUAAGAAAGCACUUUUUGUUACAGUGAGUAUCUUGUUAACCCUUUUACUCCCAAUAUCUCAUUGGCAACUCUCCUUACUGUCUGCCAUACAGUUCUUGUGCUGUUAGUUUGGAGAAUUUGGUUUUGGAUCCAUUCAUAAUCCCCUAAUUGAUAUUUUUCUUUAUUCUCAUCACUUGUCUGCUUGAUACUGUACUGAUAUUGUGGGGAGAAAUUCUGUCUUGGUCACUCAUGGGAGUGAAAGGGUUAAGAGAGGUUCUUUGAAGCAGUUGUGAGGGUUGCAGUCAUAUUAUAGAAAAUUGUAUUUUUGAUUCUAUAAUCUGAUGGAAAUUAAAGUCUGUAGUGCCUCUUCUAUACUUAUGCAAAAAUAACAUUUUGAUAUUAAAAUAGAAUCCUUUAAUGAAGCAAAAAAUUAUUUUAUGAAGAACAAGCAGUCUUUCUAUGUACAUUGUAUUUUAAUAUAUGAUUGUAAGGUCUUGAAAAUAGUAGAAAUUGAUAGAGCUGUAGAACUUGUUAUUACUCAGAGCAUUAACUUUUGUGACACUUGACCCUUUAACUCCAAGAUAAAAUUUUUGAUCCUCCUUAGAGUCAACCAUAUGAUUCUUAUAGUGUUGGUUCAGAGAAUUUAGCAUUGGGUCCACUAAUUCUCCCCAAACUGAUAUUUUUCUUAAUUCUCAUCACUUAUCUGGUUGAUUAUUGUAAGGAGAAAUUAUGUCUUGGUCACUCAUGGGAGUUAAAGAGUUAAGGAGAGAGAAAGAGAGAGAGAACUAGGAAAAUGACAUACAAGCAAACCCACAUGAUUUUUGAACACCUGAAAUAUUUCAGAACUGUUUUUGUGUUGAGGAAGAAGCCAAUUAGAUGUGAGAUUAUGAACUGUAAUGACCAGUUGUUAUAAGAUUGUGAUAAACAGUCCCAAAAUAUUUCAAGUGUUCACCAUGUCUUUAGCUGGAUUGUAACCUUGCAUGCUGGCUGUGAAAGUGUUCUUCUUGCACAGUACUUUUAAAAAAAGAAUAGCCAAGAAUAAAAAAUUGAUUUAUUGUAAUUGUACUGUACUAGGAUAUAAUAAGCACUCCCAAGAUCCAAUUAGAAUUUCUCGUAAUAGACCAUCAUAAAUUUCCUUUUAGAUUGGAUUAACAGAAUUUGAUCUUAGAUCAAGAUAAACCCUCUAGCUGAUAGGCUCAUCUUUUCUCAAAGCCUGUUUGUAAGAGAACUUAAGGGAAUUGGGAGAAGUUACAUUUCAAUCACUUCUGGGGAUUAAAGGCUUAAUUAACUGGCUGUUGGUAAAGAAACAAGCUGAUACAUGUAGCUAAGACAGAACUCAAGAUAGAGACAGAAUUUAAGCUUAAUUAUGUGGAGAAUUGUUAGAAAUUCUAAGAAAUUAUGACGCAAAAUGGAUAGUUAGAGGGUUAAAACGAAAAAAACUUGUGAGGGUGAAUCGCAUGGAUAUUUGCUCAGACAAACAACAAA